AUGCAUUUGAUAUCUGUGCGAGUAUGGCUACUUUGGCUCGGAACUUUGGCUGCGAUGGCAGAGCAUCCAGACUUAGCGGCCAGUCAAGAUCCUUCUUACCAACAUGCGUGUCCGGAUUACCAGAAAUAUGUCACCUUUCUGCACCGACCACUCUCAGAAGGACAAUAUGCAUUACCUUUCCAGAGACCUUCGGAACAUUGCCGGACAUUCACUUCGCCACUGGUCGAAAAGGUCAUUGAGGACAUGAAUGAGAAGAUGGUAGACAAAGACCUGGCAAGGCUGUUCGAGAAUGCGUUCCCGAAUACACUGGAUACGACGGUGCGAUGGCAUACGGAUGGAAAGACUGAGCAUACAGAGUUGAAGAAGAGAGCUUCCAAAAACUCUGGCAAAUGGGAAGGGCCUCAAUCGUUUGUGGUUACCGGAGAUAUCAACGCGGAAUGGCUGCGGGACUCGACGAACCAGCUCUUGCAAUACCAGCCAUUGGCCUCGAAGGACGAAAAGAUAUUUAAUCUCAUACUGGGAGCUAUCAACACCCAAGCGGAGUUUGUGAUUGAGUCACCGUACUGCAAUGCUUUCCAACCUCCUCCAGCUUCGAAAUUAUCAGUUACUCCAAACGGGCAAGACGAUGUUGUGCAUCCAGCAUACGAAUCGUCCUUUGUUUUCGAGUGUAAAUACGAAUUGGAUUCUCUAGCCCACUUCCUUGCCAUUGGAAACUCUUUCUACAACAGUACGAAAUCCCUAGACUUCCUUACACCGCGGUGGUACAAGGCUCUAGACACAGUGCUAUUGGUCCUCGACCAACAAUCCCAAUCAACAUUUGAUGCCGAAACCGGAAGAUUCAAGCGCAACGCGUAUACAUUCAGUCGCCGCACCGAUCAAGGCACCGAAACCCUCCCCCUGUCCGGCGUCGGCAACCCCCUCAACUACGGCACCGGCCUGAUCCGCAGCGCUUUCAGACCCAGCGACGACGCCGCUAUCCUCGGCUUCUACAUCCCCGCGAACGCCCAAAUGGCCGUGGAGCUCAAGAAGACAGCCGCCAUCCUCGCGGCAGCCAAUAAAUUAGGGCUCUCGCAGACCCUCGAAAAGCGAGCCCAGACCAUCAAGGACGCGGUCUGGGCCCAUGCCGUUGUACCCACCAGGAACCACGGCCGUGUCUUCGCUUACGAGGUAGACGGCUACGGCUCCCAGAUCCUCAUGGACGACGCUAACGUGCCCUCCCUGCUCGCCCUGCCCAUCAUGGGAUUCCUGGAUCGCACCGAACCCGUGUAUCAGAAUACACGGAAGAUGCUGUUGAGCAAAGCGGGGAAUCCGUAUUAUCUGGUGGGUAAAGAUUUCCAUGGCAUUGGAGGCCCGCAUGUCGGGCCUCAAAAUGCGUGGCCGAUGAGCUUGCUGACGCAGGCUAUGACCUCGGAUAACGACACCGAGAUUAUGGAGUGUGUUAACCUGGUGCUGAAGGCGAGCAAGUUGGGAUUGGUGCAUGAGAGUAUCAAUGUGAAUUAUAUCCAGGAUUAUACGAGGAGUUGGUUCGCUUGGGCAAACAGCGUCUUCGCGCAAACGAUCCUCGAUCUCGCGAAUAGGAAACCGCAUCUAUUGUUUGGGGAGAGUGCAAAGCCGUAUAUAGUUGGAGAGUGA
This is a messenger RNA of Drepanopeziza brunnea f. sp. 'multigermtubi' MB_m1, 1632 nucleotides long. RefSeq lists its product as uncharacterized. NCBI's taxonomy places the organism in Eukaryota, Fungi, Ascomycota, Leotiomycetes, Helotiales, Drepanopezizaceae. Gene Ontology annotation, biological process: carbohydrate metabolic process. The record is from RefSeq and is a predicted model, not a curated record.